Messenger RNA from Lolium rigidum, 800 nucleotides. RefSeq names its product probable glutathione S-transferase GSTU6. Gene Ontology annotation, biological process: glutathione metabolic process. Gene Ontology annotation, molecular function: glutathione transferase activity. The transcript has 2 exons. Gene Ontology annotation, cellular component: cytoplasm. Bases 31 to 747 code for a protein of 238 amino acids. Lineage: Eukaryota; Viridiplantae; Streptophyta; Magnoliopsida; Poales; Poaceae. The record is from RefSeq and is a predicted model, not a curated record.
CUGGAGAUCCGAAACAAGUUCCUACCAGAAAUGGCCGGCGGAGGAAGCAAGGAAGUGAAGCUGCUGGGCAUGUGGGCGAGCCCUUUCGUCCUGCGAGCGCAGCUCGCGCUCAGCCUCAAGGGCAUCAGCUACGAGUACGUGGAGGAGGACCUCAAGAGCAAGAGCGAGCAGCUCCUCACAUCCAACCCCGUGCACAAGGCGGUGCCGGUGCUGAUCCACGGCGGCAAGCCCGUCUGCGAGUCGUUGGUCAUCCUGCAAUACAUAGACGAGGCCUUCGCCGGCAUCGGCCCCUCUCUCCUCCCGGAGGAUCCCCAUGACCGCGCCGUUGCUCGCUUCUGGGCAUCUUACAUCGACGACAAGCUGGUGAAAGCGUCGACCCAGGCGUCGAGGGGCAAGACGGAGGAGGAGAAGGAGGAGGGGAAGAAGCAGGCGGCGGCCGCGGUGGAGACCCUGGAGGAAGCCCUGAAGGAGUGCUCCAAGGGGAAACCAUUCUUCGGUGGCGACAACGCUGGGUAUGUGGAUGUCGUGCUCGGUGGCCUCCUCGCAUGGGCUCGCGCGGGCGAUUUGAUGAAGGGCGUCAAGACCUUCGACCCCGCCACGACUCCGCUCCUGGCCGCGUGGGCGGACAGCUUCGGCGCGUUGGACGCGGUCGAGGCAGUCAUGCCGGAGGUCGGCAAGCUAGUUGAGUUUGCCAUGGUGAUGCAUGCUCACGCCGCGGCCGCGGCAGCCGCCGCCGCAACUAACUAAAGAGGUGUUGCUCUGGUUUGUAUGCAGCUCUGCUUGAUAGUGUGCCGAACAAU